AUGAUUUCCUGCCCUCGCCGGGCGCUCACCACAGCUUCCUGCUGCGGGCGGGCAGGCGCCCGGGAGAGGCAACGCGGAGCUGAGGCGCAGAUGGAGGCGGCUGUCCUGGACACCGUCUUGGGUCUCCUGCUUCUGCCUCUCUUGAUUGUGCUGCUGACUGUGUUGUGUUUGCACUGCCGCGAGCUGCCAGCCUCGAACGACAGUGCUCCCUCCGACAGUUUGAACUCAAGUAACAGAUUCAACAAGCGGCCUUGUGAGUACAUGGAGCACCUGUGCCCAGGGUGGAGGGACGAGGGUCCUACAUUCGCCCCCUGGCCACCAGCCCCCAUCGCCCCCAUCGCCCCCAUCAGCCUGCCUGCUCCCUCCUUCCUGCCCACCAGCUUGUCCAGGAACCUGCCAGUCCUCCCCAUCCCAUCUCCACAGCCGUCUGUAGUCGCCCACCAGAUGUCAUCUUCCCAGCAGGACUCAGAUAGUGCCAACAGUGUGCCGAGCUACGAGAAUGAAGGUCCUGUCUGUGAGGACAUUGAUGAAGACGAGGAUGAGGACCAUGAUCGCUACUUAGAGGUACUUCCCGAUGACACCUCGGCCCCCAGCCCAUCUCCUGUGGAGAGCAAAUCCAGCCGCACACACAGCACUGUCUCCAUGGACUCAAAGGACGAGUAUGUGAACGUUGACGAGAACAAGGAGAGUGCAGAAGCGUCUCUAGAUGGGAGCCGCGAGUAUGAGAACGUAUCCCCGAAACCGCAGUCCUCUGACAGGACUGAGCCUGCCACCCUGAGUUCUCAAGAAGUGGAGGAAGAGGAGGGAGCGCCCGAUUAUGAGAAUGUGUAUGUUUCACUGAGGGCCUGCUGA
Molecule: messenger RNA, 852 nt
Organism: Chrysochloris asiatica (Cape golden mole)
Lineage: Eukaryota; Metazoa; Chordata; Mammalia; Afrosoricida; Chrysochloridae
Gene: LAT
Product: linker for activation of T cells
Exons: 12
Coding region: 1-852 (283 amino acids)
Biological process (GO): signal transduction
Cellular component (GO): membrane
Source: RefSeq, a predicted model, not a curated record